Clonostachys byssicola is the source of this 1290-nucleotide messenger RNA. NCBI's taxonomy places the organism in Eukaryota, Fungi, Ascomycota, Sordariomycetes, Hypocreales, Bionectriaceae. The record is from the annotation of a GenBank genome assembly.
AUGGCUAGUAAGACAUCUGCACGUCCUCGCAUGAACUUUGCUCAUGAUCUCUGCGGCUUUGGGGGAGACAUGGCAAAUCAACAACACAACGAUGACCAUCGUAUGCAACGAAGGAUGGUCCAUCAGGAGCUAGGAUCUGUGACAAAAUCUGCACAGUACGACACGUUCAAGCAGGAAGGUGUACACAAAUUGCUUGCGCGUAUACUAGACGACCCUGACUCAGCACUCAAGCAUGUUGAAUUAGAGACAGGUGCGGUUCUCUUGAAGAUGGCUUAUGGAUACACUGUUGAGACCGGCGCUACCGAUCCCAUGGUGGAGCUAAUGGAGACGGUUAUGAAUAAUUUCUCGGCCGCAAUUAGCCCCUUUACAUGGGCGGUCGACAUUCUACCUUUCCUCAAAUAUUGGCCCUCAAUAUUUCCCGGAGGCAGCUUUCAGAGGAUUGCGCAGAAUUUCAAAGACAGCGCCGAGGCCGCGCGGGAGGUCCCUUUCGCCUUUAGCAAGGAGCAAAUCAAAGACGGAAUCAGCGUGCCUUCUUACGUGGCUAGGCUGCUCGAGCAGUUGGAUCGGAAAGGCGAAAGUGACGAAAGCAUUAAGUUCGACGAGGAUGCCAUUAAGUGGACGGCCGGCAUCAUGUACACAGCUGGAUCUCACACUACAGUCACAAGCUUGCAUUGGUUCCUACUUGCGAUGGUCAUGUAUCCUAAUGUGCAGAAAAGGGCACAGGAAGAGAUCACUAAAGUUAUUGGCAGCGACAGGCUGCCACAAAUGGAGGACAGGCAGAGCCUCCCUUACUUGGAGGCCUUGGUUCAAGAAAUUUAUCGCUGGAAUCCGGUAGGUCCUAUGAGUCUCCCACACGCAGCGACAUCUGACGUUGCAUAUGACGGGUACAUCAUACCCAAAGGGUCCAUUAUACUUCCAUCCGUAUGGUGGUUUUGCCACGACCCUGAGGUAUAUAAGAACCCUACCGAAUUUGAACCAGAACGCUAUCUUGAUCCGCGCUCUGAGCCCGACCCCAAACCUGUUAUUUUCGGUUUUGGGCGUAGGACUUGUGUGGGACGUUACUUUGCCGAUUCGACAAUUUUUUUGUCUGUGGCACAAGUUUUAGCCUCGUUUGAUAUUGAAAAAUCUUCACUUAGUCCAGCUGAAGAUGAGAGAUUGCAACUCGCCGCUCAAGGCUGUCCCGGAAUGAUUAAUCAGCCUGGAAGUUUUGGGUGUAAGCUCACUCCUAGGAGCAAGGAUAUUACAGCUCUUAUCCGGCAAAUAACUAAGGACUUACCGGAGAAGAUUUAG